This is a messenger RNA of Recurvomyces mirabilis, 4566 nucleotides long. It is a transcript of the gene ATG11, whose product is annotated as oligomeric, coiled-coil, peripheral membrane protein. The transcript is spliced from 2 exons. Lineage: Eukaryota; Fungi; Ascomycota; Dothideomycetes; Mycosphaerellales; Teratosphaeriaceae. Bases 1 to 4566 code for a protein of 1521 amino acids. Gene Ontology annotation, molecular function: protein kinase binding; molecular adaptor activity. The record is from RefSeq and is a predicted model, not a curated record. Gene Ontology annotation, cellular component: Atg1/ULK1 kinase complex; phagophore assembly site membrane. Gene Ontology annotation, biological process: reticulophagy; autophagosome assembly; autophagy of mitochondrion.
AUGGAUCAGCUGCAACCUCCGAGUCUAUCUCCGUCUACCUAUCACUCUCCCUCGACAUCCACCACCAGCACCAACACUCCCGCCAUUACACCUACACAACCCUCCUCGCCUGUCACGGCCACGCAUAUGUCGGUGGCGGUGCAGGUCUUCAUCGGACACACUGGCCAGCGAUUGUCUAUUGACCCCAGUGUUACGAACACCGUCGAGGCACUCCGGUCAUGGAUUGCCCAGCAGGCCGCCAUCGAGGCGCGUAACCAGAUCCUACUCACUGCCAACGGGAAGGCGGUACGCACGCAGAAUCUCCUCACAGAUACGGAAGUCUUUGUCUUCGAUUCAAGUCGACUACAAGGUCAGGCUGCAGCCAGUCCGUCCAGUUCGGGCGCGACCAGCUCAUCAGGCAGCCAUGACUUUAACCCUGGGCCGGCACCAGAUACGAUAGCAGAUCAGGAUGAUCUACAAGCAUGGCAGAACUUGUUCAAGCUUCGCCGCAAUUGGGCGAAUGCGAUAUUGAAGGGAUGCGACAAGCAAGCCCAGCAGGCUGAGCGCUACCUGGACGAGCAAGCCAUCAUCGAGCGAAGUGUUGCCGUUGCAGUCACCAGCUUGAAGCAGCACACCAGGGGCGCCGAGCAGAAGUACGCUCACGCUGAGCAGUGGCUGGAUGCGGUCCAGGGAGAACAACUGGUGCAUCUGGAGGAUUGGGAGCGGCACCUUGGCAGUCUGAGGAGCAUUCCAGCACGAGCAGAAUUCUUACGGUUCAUUCAGCCAUUCUCGCCUGCAUCGCGACGACUAUCACAGCAGGCUGGUGUAGCGACCUUGCAAGGCUUUGUCGAUGUGCCCGCGACGGAAAAGGCGGCCACCGCGUCGAGGACCCUGCUGAGUGGUCUAGUAGACCAGGUGGGAAAUAUGCGCAGAGAGCUGGACGCAGUCACAAAGCAGACCGAGGACUUGCAACAGGCAACUGAGCAGCACAGUUCAACCAACAGCACGUCUGAGCCGAUGCAACUUCUGGAGGAGAUACAGCUCGUGGUCAAAAAGAUAGCCUCCGACCUGCAGCAUGUGCAGUCGCUCCCGGCCGCUGCUGCUUCUGUAUCGCAGGCCUCGAAAAUGGCUCUCCUACACACUAGAAACUUUCUCCCAGCGCUCACGGAACACAGCGGAGAGAUGAACGAGCUUGUUCGUCGUAUGCAGCAGCUCCGCGAUAGUGCUGCUCAGACAUCCAGCGACCAUAUGCGAACUUUGGCAAACACUGAGUCACGACUUUCCGAGCUAUAUUCCAAGGCUAAGAGCCUGGAAAUAGCGGACGACGACCAGCAUGGUUUUACUACUCUCGCCAUCGUCUCACGCUUGCCAUCCGUGUACGGCCAGCUACUCAUCGAGUCUGUUCGAAGACGUGAAUGGGUUGCAAAGAUGAAGCGCGAUUCGGCGACUUUACAAGAAGAGGUUGCGACCUAUCAAGAGGAAGAAGACAAACGCCGCAAAAAGUGGAUACGAUCAGUCGAGGAUGUGGUCAGCCUCGAAUCGCUUCAGAGCAACGUACUUGGCAUAGAGUUGAGUCUGCAAAAUGAGGGUGGCAGCUGGCCGAUGGUAACUCGAGAUGAGCUCAAAGAGUAUACGGACACCCUGCUGGAAGUCUUCGGCCCAGGUCCUGUCACGGAAGAGCUCGAUCAGGCUAUUAAGGACCUUGACAAGCCGACGCGAAAGCAGAUCAAGCAUGCGCGAGCAUUCAAGAACGGCAGCAUGCACGAGGCUGCCUUUGGGGACACAUCACUCCUGCUUCGUGGCGACGAACAGUACAAGGUUCUUCGCGAGGCCAAUUCGCGUCUAGAAGAGGAUAACAAGGCGCAGAAGAGUCGUGUGCGAAAGCUUGAGGACCUACUGCACCGCCAAUCCCAGCUCAGUCGCGCUAGUAACGGUGACAUGUUCUCGCCGCAGAGCGCAUCCUUUGACCGCACCACAUCGCCUCUUAUGCCGACACCACAGCACUCGAUUGAUGACACGUCUCGAAAUAACCCCAUCAGACAGCGUCGGCCAUCAUCUGCGCAAGCGAUCGAGGAGAAGAAGCUGGCCCGUCGAGUGGUAGAUCUCGAAGCGGAACUUCAAGCUCAUAAAGAUGAGGCUGCCAAUCGCAAAAGCUCGGAUGCGGAGACUCAGAAGCAAGUGGAAGAGGCGGUGUCGACCAAGAAAGAUCUUAUGGAGAACAUGAAUGCUCAGCAGCAGGAGUUUGUAACCGAGCGGAGGAGUCUCGAGCGGGAGCUCAAUGAUGCUAAGGAGCGCGUGUAUGGCCUUGAAAUUGAGAUCGAUCGCUUGGUUGGAUCUCGUGACGAUGAAAGGACUGGUACAGACGCGCGAGCGGUUGGGUUUCAAGAGGAGAUCGCGAGAUUGAAGGAGGAUGCGAUGGGUCAUGCUGCUCGAGCAGCAACUGAGCAUGAUGCUAGGGCUGCGAUUGAGAGGAAGCUGGAGCUUGCUGAAUCCGCUACGGUGCAAGUAGAGGCCGAGCUUAGGCAGCUGCAGAUUGAGAAGGAGGAGGUGCAGGAGCUGGAGGCCAAGAAUGUGCAGUUGCUGACGGCUGCUCACAAUCAUCUGAUCGACAGCGCUGACACCCCUAGCAGUCUGGCAUCGCUUGCAUUAGCGCUCGAAGAUCUGGCUCAGAGGUCUGCUUCUCAUGUGAAGGAGCUUGCUGAUGCAGUCGCUUUCGCCAAAUCUGAGAAUGAGUCAUUGUGGGCAAGCAACGAGCGUCAGAAGACUGAGCUCUCCCAUGCAGCAGAGAAGCAGAUCGAGGACGAAGAGAAGAUUCGACAAGCGCAAGAAGCAUUCUCCGCUGAGUGGGCCAAGAUCCAGUCUCUCGAGCAACAGCUCAUCGACGAACAAGAGCAGCUUCGCACGCUACGUGAGAAAUUUGCAGAAGGUGAGACUGGUUCUGAGGUCCUCCGCCAACGCAUCUCGGAAGAAGAAGGCAGGGCGAACAAACUUGCUUCGGAGCUGGCGGAGGCGAAGUCUCAUGUCACCAGCAUGGAUGUCGAGCUUAUGCGAAUGCAGAAGAAGCAUCGCGCAUACCAUACCAGUGCUGAGACCGCGAGCGCAAGGCUUGACAAACGUGCUGAGCGCGCCAAGGAUGUCUCGCAUCGCUUGUACACACAGAACUCCCGCCUCGGCAGACUACUCGAGCAGCUUGGACUGGCCUUGUCUUUUAAGGAUGAUGGGACGAUGCUCAUCGAGCGUGCUUCGAAACUGGCUGCGAGCACCCUGAUGAGCGACACAACAGGCGAAAUACGACCAGGCAAUGCUAGUCGCUCGAUGUCGUUGACGUCUCCGCCACCGACGCGCAAGUCCUCGACUACAGAUGAUCCACCAGAUGUAGCCGCGGUGCACUGGGCGGACGCACAAACACCAGAUGAUGAAGCCGCUCGAUUUGAGACCUUCCUCCAGCAAGUGGCGCGCUUCAAUAUCGACUACUUCAGCGAGCAAGUCAACAAGCGUCUCCGCGACUAUGAAUACACGGCGAAGAAAUUCAACAAAGAGUGGCGCGAGUCGAGCAAACGUGCGGAAGCAUAUAAGGAGCGCUCCUUAAAAUUGAAGAGCGAAUCACAUGCUAAGAUCGCAGUUAAGGAUUUCAAGGAAGGCGAUCUAGCGCUCUUCUUGCCGACUCGUGGUCAAGCAAAGGGUGCUUGGGCCGCUUUCAACAUCAAUUGUCCGCACUACUUCUUGGCGGAGAAGGAGGGCAUGAGACUUGGUAGCCGAGACUUCAUCAUCGUGCGCAUUUCGAAGGUGGAGCAGAAAGUCGUCGACUUGAGCCGGAGCCUGCCUUCUCACACCGACGGAAAGAGUAUUGACGAGGCUAGCGAAGCCCCGUCGUUCGACGAUGACAACCCCUUCGACCUGUCUGAUGGCCUGACAUGGUGGAUGGUCCACGCCACAGAAGAGCGAGGCGUAGGCGGCGCACCGAGUACACCCGGCCUAGGCAAAAGCACCGUCGCGGCCGCGAACGUCGAUGCAAAAGGCAGUAUACGCACGAAACGCAACAGCAAGAGCGAAGACGCUAGCAAAGUCCUCAACAAGAGCCUUGACAGCCGACGAAGCUCUUCCGCUUCGAAGAAAGGUGUGGCGGGGACCGUGGUGCCGGUGAUAGCGAAUGCAGGCGGUGCGGGAAGUCCACUGGUCGGUGAGGUGCCAGCAGCAGCAGUAUCUCUACGCUCGAGAUCAGAGAGCCAGACCUCCCUUCGACCGCCUCCCACUCCAGCUCCAGCUCCGGCAGCGGGAGGGACAGGAACAAGUGGAUUGGGCAUCAUCGCAGACAACAGUGAUGCCCAAUCCACAACAGAUGAGCAGGCCCGCAAGCCUUCACCCUCUCCGGCCCCUAUCAUGAGAGCGAGGGCGGAGUCCCGUAGUGCCUCGCCUGCUAGAACCCAAGUCCGCGCGCGGUCGAAGUCGCCUUCGAAGUCCGUACGUUCGCUACAGCGACAUCUGGAGCCCAAGUCUCCUGCGAAGACACCUGUUAAGAAGGCAGGUUGGGAGUCUCUAUGGCAGGCGGAAUUCGCAUUGGAAAGUCCUUCGAAGAGCGGUAAGUAG